Lindgomyces ingoldianus is the source of this 1344-nucleotide messenger RNA. Its product is annotated as Nucleotidylyl transferase. The transcript has 2 exons. The record is from RefSeq and is a predicted model, not a curated record. Gene Ontology annotation, biological process: pantothenate biosynthetic process. The coding region runs from base 128 to 1294 and encodes 388 amino acids. Gene Ontology annotation, molecular function: pantoate-beta-alanine ligase activity. Lineage: Eukaryota; Fungi; Ascomycota; Dothideomycetes; Pleosporales; Lindgomycetaceae.
CUUCGCUCACUCACUCGGCCAGCUCCUCGGUUGCCGAAGAGGGUUUCCACCGCAAACUCCAUCCUCCACCAUCUCCCUGAUACCAAGAACGGCGGCCUCCGGACGGCCUCCGCAUCUCCGCAACACCAUGGCUUCUCAGUUCCAAGCCCUCCGGUACUUAGCUAUGUGCACCAACCACCACUGCCCUCCCAAACGGCUUUCACCUCUUUACUCCGCUCCCUUUGUGAGACGAGUCGUCCGCUUCCUCUCUUCCUCUUCCCCACGACGCUCCCCUAAACCCUUUGCUCCGCACACCCAGGUCUUCCGUGAUGUCGACCCACUGCGAAAAUGGCGAAGGGACCUACUCCUCAACAAUCGCACGCUCGGUCUUGUGCCAACAAUGGGAGCUCUUCAUGAAGGGCAUCUUUCCCUCGUCCGUCAAGCAGCUGCCGAGAACACAGACGUCUUUGUCUCGAUAUACGUGAAUCCGACACAAUUCGGCAUGAAUGAGGACUUAGCGUCCUACCCCAAAACAUGGGAAGCCGACAUGAAGAUUUUAACCGUGCUGGAUAGAGAAUUGGCGAGCUUGGGAGCAGGCCGUAUAUCCGCUGUGUUUGCACCGAGUACCAAGACUAUGUACCCUACUUUGCCUCCUGACAGCAGCAUCCCCGGCGCAGGAUCGUUCGUCGAGAUCCGCCCCCUAGGCCAACUGCUCGAAGGUGCAUCCCGCCCUGUGUUUUUUAGGGGCGUGGCAACGGUUUGCAUGAAGCUCUUCAACAUCUGCGCUCCGGACCGCGUCUAUUUCGGUCAAAAGGAUAUUCAGCAGACGGUGGUGAUCAAACGCCUUGUCAAAGACUUCCACCUCAACACCGAAGUCCGGAUUGGACCAACAGAGCGAGAAAAAGAUGGGUUAGCAUUGUCGUCUCGGAACGUAUACCUAGGUACUCGCCGGCGGAACGUUGGCAUUGUGCUCAACCAAUUGUUGCGGAAAGCAGAGGCGCAAUACAACGCUGGCAAGAGAAAGAGGGGCGAUAUCCUCUGGCCUGCUAACGAUCAUGCGGAUAAGACUUUGCUCGAGCAAGAAGCUUUGGAACCGGGCAAGAGAGCUAGAUUUGAAGUGGACUACAUAAGUCUAGCCAAUCCUGAAACAAUGGAAGAGUUAGAGGAAGUUGAUGAAGCGAAGGGUGCUAUUUUGAGCGGUGCUGUGAAGAUGCUACCCCUAGAAGAUGCAAAGGAAGGCGAGGAACUGGGAGUUGGUGGCGGCCAAAUACCUGUUCGACUUAUUGACAACAUUGUCCUUGAUCCGGUAGCAUAAGUUUCCGCGAUGACAGGUAUACGAUUUUCCUCAGACGGCAUGUGUCUACG